AUGGUGCUAAAUCGGGAGACAUUCCUCCUCGUCCCGACGUUUGGCUCGUUUGACUCCAUUUUUGACCCCGUUGCCAGUGACAUGGGCAGCGAGAGUGGGUUAUCCCCGCCGUGUCUAAAUCUUUGGCUUCGAAUAGGAAAUCCUGCCACGCGAAAGAGGAGGCUACAAAAGCGCCCGUUCCUGGGCCUCUACGCCUCUUUUCAGCUUAAGUUCAGCUUGGCGCUCGGUCACUUUCUGUGCUUUUCAGAGCAUGACACCAGAGCCUUGUGGGACGAAUUGCGGGCAAGAAGCAACACUCAGUUUAUUUGGCGAAGCAAAUACGGCAGCAUAAACGGUACCGUGCAGUGGUGGAAACACGACCUCGUUCCGCUAUGCCAUGAGAGGAAGUUCAGGGGUGUUUACUCGAUGCUGUCCCUGGCACAAUGGUUGGCUGUCGAUGAGAGUUUCCAGCAACUUCACCUGGCGUCGGCGGAUUGGCCAACGACUGUUCGGCGCCAACAAGCCCUAAUGAUUGGGACUAAUCCUGGAUACUCCUGGAUGGUCUGGUGUUCUCGGGUUUUCCCAAAGUCGAGUGGGCACCGGACGCAAGGUGAAUCACCCCUGCACACCCACUUCUCAGUCAUGCAGUUUGCCAAGCGCCUCUGGUGGUCAACGCUUGAGAUGUGA
Molecule: messenger RNA, 666 nt
Organism: Pochonia chlamydosporia 170
Lineage: Eukaryota; Fungi; Ascomycota; Sordariomycetes; Hypocreales; Clavicipitaceae
Exons: 3
Coding region: 1-666 (221 amino acids)
Source: RefSeq, a predicted model, not a curated record